AUUUUGAAAAGAUAUCAUAGGAAUUGUGAGAAGAUGGGAAGAAUUCCAAGGACUGAAAAUUAUGCAAUCGCCUCUUCAAUGCAAGAAAACCAACAACAACCUUGUAUUACCUGCACCACUUUUAACAUUCUAGCCCCCAUAUACAAACGCCUCAACCAUGAGCAGGAUCAAAGUUGCCGUGAAAGUGACUACAAAGCGUCUUGGUUGGCUAGGAAUCACAGUAUAUUGGAUUGGUUGUUGUAUGAGAGAUCUUCCAUUAUCUGCCUUCAGGAAUUUUGGGUUGCAAACGAAGAGCUUGUUAAUUUGUAUGAGAAGAGACUUGGUGAUGCUGGUUAUAUUAACUUCAAGCUUGGAAGGACUAACAAUCGUGGUGAUGGUCUUCUGAUGGCAGUGCAAAAGGAAAAUUUUACAGUUCUAAAUUAUAAGGAGUUGCACUUCAAUGAUUGUGGUGACCGAGUAGCUCAAUUGUUACAUGUUGAGUUAGCUUUUCCAUUUUCACAAUACCAAAACAGUGAUAUUAGGCAGGAAAUUCUUAUUGUCAACACUCACCUACUAUUCCCUCAUCAUUCAAGUCUUUGCCUUGUACGAUUGCAUCAAGUCUACAAGAUGCUUCAAUAUGUGGAAUCUUAUCAGAAAGAGUACCAACUUAAGCCUUUACCAAUUAUGCUAUGCGGUGAUUGGAAUGGAAGCAAAAGGGGACAUGUUUACAAGUUCCUGAGGUCUCAGGGGUUUGUUUCAUCGUAUGAUACUGCACAUCAUUACACUGAUGCUGAUGCUCACAAGUGGGUUAGCCACCGCAAUCAUCUGGGAAAUAUUUGUGCUGUUGAUUUUAUAUGGCUUCUUAAUCCUGGCAAAUAUCAAAAACUACCUAAAACAAGUUGGAGUGAAGCAGUAUUUGACAUGUUUAAGUGUCUAUUGCGAAGAACUUCACUGACAGAGAGUGAUGCAUUUGCUUUUCUAAAGGCUGAAAAUGAAGAUUGCAUUACCUACUAUAGUUUCUGUGAAGCACUUCAACAGCUUAAUUUAAUUGGUCAUUGCCAUGGAUUAGGUGUUGAAGAAACAAAGGAGUUGUGGGUCCAAGCAGAUAUAGAUGGAAAUGGUGGUGUUGAUUAUAAAGAAUUUCUGCAGCAAAUAUGGAAUCCAACAGGAUCAGAUAAAAAAAGAGAUGACAAGCAGAAUGGGCAACAAGAUGAUGAGCCAAAUGAGGGUGAGGUACAAACAAUUGGUUUUAGAGUGAAAAAUGCAGUUCUAUUCCCUUCAGAGGUGGAAAAGGGUAGGUGGCCUGAAGACUAUUCCCUAUCUGAUCAUGCAAGACUCACUGUAGUGUUCUCACCUAUAAGAAUGCCAUGAUCCCAAAUGAUUUCCUAAAGGAAUGAGUGAAAUAAUGGAACUGGCAAGAAAACAUAAAGGGUCAUUACUGCACCAUCAUUGGUCAGAAGUGAUUUCACAGUCAUGACAAGACAUAAUAUUCUCAUACAUACCAUACAUUAUUGAUGGCAUUUAAAGUAGCAAGUCAUAAUUAAGGUUUGUUUUCCUCAUUUACCUGGUUGAAAAAUUAUACAAAAGAUAA
This is a messenger RNA of Abrus precatorius (Indian licorice), 1570 nucleotides long. RefSeq lists its product as uncharacterized. NCBI's taxonomy places the organism in Eukaryota, Viridiplantae, Streptophyta, Magnoliopsida, Fabales, Fabaceae. Gene Ontology annotation, molecular function: 3'-5'-RNA exonuclease activity; calcium ion binding. The transcript has 10 exons. The record is from RefSeq and is a predicted model, not a curated record. Bases 34 to 1350 code for a protein of 438 amino acids.